AUGGUGCAAAGCUCUGUGAUGAACUCGCGGAGUCAAUCGAGUGUGAACUUGCAAAGUUUGGAAUCCAAGAACUCACUGAUGAAGGCCAAGGCUGCCGCAAUCGAAGACAAGUUACAGAAAUUGGCCGGCGACGACCAUGAUGAAGAUGUACAGACCGACGGAAAGUUGGUUGAAGAGGAAAGCAAGUCUGAAGGUAUUGUGGACUCCAAGGUUUACAUCGAUUAUGCGAAGGAAUUUGGCGGAUGGACCAUGUGGACAUUUAUUUUUGCGAUUUUCAUUUUACCACAAGCGAUUUACAUUUUGCAAUCGUGGUGGUUGAAGAAAUGGGCUCAAGAAAAUACCCCAAGCGGCGUAAAUGUCAUGGGAAUUUCGGCCGUAAACAAUGAUCAGACUGUUUUCAACAUUUACAACUCUGUUCUCUCUUCUGCCCAUCUUGUUUUGGGCUCCGUUGUUUCUGCUACUGCAACUGUUUCUGAGGCUGUGACUGAACUCAAGAAAAAGCAUGAGGUCAUGUACUACAUCAUUAUUUAUGCGGCGAUUGGUAUAACCUAUGCCUUUGUUGCCACAUUUAGAGUUCUUUUAACAUUCUUUGCUGGUAUCAGAGCCUCGAAUAGAAUCUUCAAACGCGUUUUGACCAAGGUUUUGAGCGCCAGAUUGAGAUUCUUUGACAAGACACCUCUUGGCCGUAUUAUGAACAGGUUUUCGAAGGAUAUCGAGUCUGUGGAUCAGGAAUUGACACCUGUCGCUGAAGGUGUCUUUGCAUGUUUUGUCACAUGUGUGUCCGUUUUAGGUCUUAUCACCUUUAUUACCCCUGGAUUCUUGGUCUUUGCUAUUUUGAUCGCCUAUUUAUAUUUCUUGGUCGGGUCCUACUACAUCACUCUUUCGAGAGAAUUGAAAGAGAUACGACUCCAUUACAAAGUCUCCUAUCCACCAACACUUUUCUGA
Molecule: messenger RNA, 945 nt
Organism: Clavispora lusitaniae ATCC 42720
Lineage: Eukaryota; Fungi; Ascomycota; Pichiomycetes; Serinales; Metschnikowiaceae
Source: RefSeq, a predicted model, not a curated record